GAAUGUUGGCUGACGCUCGCUAUUUUCGGUGAGGUGUGCGAAUAAGGUUUUCGAAAUUUUGCGGAGUUGAUAAGUUGCGGAAAUUGCGCGCGGAAAUUUUGACAAAGUUGUCGACAGUGUCCAGGAUUAAGAUCAACCAUGUGGAGUAUUGUGGGUGCGAUUUUUCUACUGUUCAUAAUCAGCCCUGUAACACCUGAGGGCAACAACAACAGUACUGCCAACCGGGAAAAGUAUGCUAAAUAUGUGGAGCAAUAUUUAAGAGCCCGUGAAAGGGGUGAAUUGAGGAAGGCCUGUUCGACAAGGGGGGCGGCACCCCAACCCCCCAGCAGAGUUAAUACCACCGCCAGACUAAUAGCUUUGCGUGAAGUCAUGAGAGACGAAAUACAAUUAAAAGAACAACCCAUUGAUGCUUAUAUCAUCACAUCAUACGACGAACACAUGACCGAAUAUACUUCGGAUUACGACAAACGAAGAGAAUACAUUUCUGGGUUUAGUGGUACGUAUGGGGACGUCAUAGUAACUAUGAAGAAGGCGGCCUUGUGGACGGAUGGUCGUUACCAUCUUCAAGCCGAUGACCAGUUAAAUUGCAAAUGGCUUUUGAUGCGAGAAGGAAACCAAAACGUACCAACCAAAGCAAACUGGCUGAGGUCGGAAUUGAAACCAGGUUCAAGAAUCGGAGUUGACCCAAAAUUGAUACCGUACUCCGAAUUCAACGAAUUGAGCUAUCAGCUACAGGAUACGAAACUGGAACUGGUCAAAUUGACUACCAAUCUGAUUGACCUAAUUUGGGUCAAUCAUACCGCGUACCAAAAAGAAAAAGACGCAUUCGUUUUGGACAUUAAAUAUUCCGGCAAGCCAUGGCUGACAAAAGUGAAAGAACUGCGCGAUGAACUGAACCAAUACAAGGCCGAUGCGAUGGUGGUGACCGCAUUAGACGAAAUAGCUUGGCUCUUAAAUGUCCGAGGGCGCGACAUACCAUGCAAUCCUUUCCUUCGAAGUUAUGCCAUAGUUAGUCACACUUACGUUCGCCUUUUCGUUGAUCCCACGAAACUUUUGAAAAACAACGUCACAAAACAUCUCAACGCUGAAUAUGGAAUAACAAAGUCUUCACUAAUUGUUCACGAUUAUGAAGAUAUUUGGACAGUUUUGCCAACAAUGACUCAAGCAUGGAGGGUAGUUCUUUUACCAACAACCUGCGUGUUCAGUGCAGGAGCGAGCCAGGCUAUUGUGGACCUUAUCCCAGAAGAAAAACGACUUCUCGAACAAUCCCCGAUUACAUAUUUCAAAGCCAAAAAAAAUCCGACAGAGAUCAUGGGCAUGCAAAAUGCUCAUCUUAGAGAUGCUGCAGCCUUGUGUCGAUUUUUUGCACAUCUGGAACUGAGAUUUAGCCAAGGAGACGAAUUAGACGAAAUGAAAAUUGUGAAUAUAAUAGACGAAUUCAGAUUUGAACAGAUAUUAAGUUUAGGUAACAGUUUUAAUACAGUUGUUGGGUUUGGAGCUAAUGGUGCCCAACCACACUACGAACCCAGUCCUUCCACGAAUGCAACCAUCUUUGACAAUAAUACAAUCGUUAUAGAUUCAGGAGGGCAGUAUUACGAUGGUACCACUGACGUAACUCGAACAACCCACUUGGGCGAACCAACUGAAGAACACAAAAGAGCCUAUACCAGAGUACUUAUGGGUUUAAUACAAUUUUCGUCGUUGGUUUUUCCGGGACACAUGAAAAUGUCUGUGGCCGAUGUCUUGGCCCGACAACCCCUUUGGGAAAUUGGAUUAGAUUACAUGCAUGGAACAGGUCAUGGAGUUGGGUCAUUUUUGGGAGUUCAUGAAUCUCCAAUACUCGUUCACUACAAUAACUUUGGCGAAAAUGACGAAAUAUUUGAACCCGGAUAUUUUCUAUCCAAUGAACCUGGUUACUACAAAGAAAACGAGUUUGGGGUAAGAUUAGAGAACGUUCUAGAAGUUGUGGAAAAACCAUGGUUGAAACAUUCUUCUGGGCAAUCGUUUUACGGCUUCAGGGAUGUUACCUUGGUACCGUUUGAACCAAAAUUAAUUGAUUUCCAAUUGCUUAAUGAAAACCAUAAAAGAUGGUUAAACGAGUAUAAUAAAAGAAUUCGGAUAUUGGUGGGUGCCGAGUUGAAACGUCAAAAUCGAACUGCUGGGUUCUACUGGAUGAUGGACAGGACGAAAUACAUUCCAGUGAAUUCCUCGAAUUUAAUUUUACUUUCCAUACCACUAUUAUGUGUUCAAAUAAUCGUUGUAAUUUAUAUUCGUCUAGCAUUUACGUAAACAAAGAACAAUAAAUAAUGUCAUUAGAGCUAAAUUAAUGUACCUACGUGUAUUAGACAUUAGUGCCACCAUAUCUACAUGUAAUUAGCACAACUAUGUGGACCAUGUAUGCCUUAAAAAAAGAACAAAGAUGAAACUGGAUAGAAUGUGAAGAACCUAAUAAAGAAGAAUUUAAAGAUCUA
Messenger RNA from Agrilus planipennis (emerald ash borer), 2471 nucleotides. RefSeq names its product xaa-Pro aminopeptidase ApepP. Bases 139 to 2289 code for a protein of 716 amino acids. The transcript is spliced from 10 exons. Gene Ontology annotation, molecular function: metalloaminopeptidase activity. NCBI's taxonomy places the organism in Eukaryota, Metazoa, Arthropoda, Insecta, Coleoptera, Buprestidae. The record is from RefSeq and is a predicted model, not a curated record.